AGACGGAAGAGGAUGGCCGCGGCGGCUCUGAGGAGAUUUUGGUCCCGGCGCCGCGCAGAGGCGGGCGACGCGGUAGUGGCGAAGCCGGGAGUGUGGGCGCGGCUGGGGUCCUGGGCCCGCGCGCUGCUCCGGGACUACGCCGAGGCCUGCAGGGACGCUUCGGCGGAGGCUAGGGCCCGGCCGGGGCGCGCCGCUGUGUAUGUGGGUCUGCUGGGCGGCGCGGCGGCCUGCUUCACGCUGGCGCCCAGCGAGGGUGCCUUCGAGGAGGCGCUGCUGGAGGCGUCGGGGACCCUCCUGCUGCUGGCGCCGGCCACCCGCAACCGCGAGUCCGAAGCCUUCGUGCAGAGGCUGCUCUGGCUGCGGGGCCGUGGCCGCCUGCGCUACGUCAACCUGGGGCUCUGCUCGCUGGUGUACGAGGCGCCCUUCGACGCCCAGGCCAGCCUCUACCAGGCGCGUUGCCGCUACCUGCAGCCCCGCUGGACCGACUUCCCCGGCCGGGUCCUGGACGUGGGCUUCGUGGGUCGCUGGUGGGUGCUGGGGGCCUGGAUGCGCGACUGCGACAUCAACGACGACGAAUUCCUGCACCUGCCGGCGCAUUUGCGGGUGGUCGGGCCCCAGCAGCUGCAUUCCGAGACCAACGAGCGGCUCUUCGAUGAGAAGUACAAGCCUGUCGUGCUCACCGACGAUCAGGUGGACCAGGCGCUGUGGGAGGAGCAGGUCUUGCAGAAGGAGAAGAAGGACAGGCUCGCCCUGAGCCAGGCCCACUCGCUGGUGCAGGCGGAGGCCCCGAGAUGAAACCCUGAGGCCCCCGAGUCCUGGCAAACUGCUUGCCUGGGGUGGUGCAGUUCUGAGUGUGCCUCACCUGCAGAACAGCUGAGACAGAUGAUGUGCAAAGUGUUUUCUCACUGGAUUUGCACAAGUUUGGGGAGCCUUUCUGCCCCCCGUCUUUGUUCUUUAUUAGCUGAAGCUAAUUCAGAGCCACCUGGGUCCGGGAGUUGGGGACAGCAGAACGACUUGACACAUGUUCAUCACUGGCAGAGCUGGUCAUGAGCCUUUUAUAUAAGCCUUUUUCAUCGGGCCUCAGAGGCCCUCCUUAAGGAGGUACCACAUUGGUCAGCUGACUUGCAAACUCUUCUAAGGCCACUUAGAUUUUCUUUUUCAAGUUUGGGUUGUGGCCUGGCAUGGUGAUGUCUGUAAUCCCAGCAGUUUGCAAACUGAGGCAAGAGAAUCGCUUGAGGCCAGGAGUUUGAGGCCAGCUAGAGUGACAUAGCAAGACUCCGAUGCUACAAAAAAGAAUAAUAAUAGUAAUUAACUAAAUAAAAUUUGAGCUGAAAUGUUUUUAUUCUA
This is a messenger RNA of Homo sapiens (human), 1347 nucleotides long. It is a transcript of the gene TIMM29, whose product is annotated as translocase of inner mitochondrial membrane 29. Bases 13 to 795 code for a protein of 260 amino acids. The record is from RefSeq and is marked validated. Lineage: Eukaryota; Metazoa; Chordata; Mammalia; Primates; Hominidae. The transcript is spliced from 2 exons. Gene Ontology annotation, cellular component: TIM22 mitochondrial import inner membrane insertion complex; mitochondrial inner membrane.